AUGCCCGAGGGCAAGGGCCAGGUCAAGUAUGCAGUUGUAGCUGUGGACUACUUCACGAAGUGGGCUGAAGUUGAGGCCUUAGCCACCAUCACUGUAGCUCGCAUCAAAACUUUCGUAUGGCAGAAUAUCGUAUGUCACUUCAGCAUCCCCAACACCAUUGUCACAGACAACGGCCGGCAAUUUGACAAUGCAAAGUUCAAGCAAUUUUGUUCCAACCUCAAGAUACAUCUUUGCUUCGCCUCCCCAGCCCAUCCUCAGUCCAAUGGCCAGGUCGAAGCUGUGAACAAAAUCAUCAAAAAGACCCUGAAACCAAGCUUGACAAAGCCAAGGGUUGCUAGCCAGAGCUACUCCCAAAGGUUCUUUGGUCCUACCGCACCACCUUCCAUACCUCCACAGGAGAAACACCGUUCGCUCUUUCCUUUAGUACCGAAACCGUGGCGCCAGUGGAGAUUGGCCAGCCCACAUACUGAACCUCUACUUAUAAUGCAGAAGACAAUGACGAGCAGUUAG
Prunus armeniaca (apricot) is the source of this 510-nucleotide messenger RNA. The record is from the annotation of a GenBank genome assembly. Lineage: Eukaryota; Viridiplantae; Streptophyta; Magnoliopsida; Rosales; Rosaceae.